AUGCUCCCUGGCAACGACAUCAACAGUGUCAAUGACUACGAGCAUCACACCAUAUACACGGGCAGUAUCCGCGAAGUGAUACAUCAAAGGCUCGAAGAAGUCAUUCCAAAGUUGGAGCUAGGAUACGACGAAGCUUUCGUAGUGGGAGAUCUUGGUGAUCUACAUCGACAACAUAUGAAAUGGAAAACGUUGUUGCCAAGGAUCGAACCAUUCUAUGCUAUUAAAUGCAAUCCUGAUCCUAUGGUGGUGAAAUAUCUGGCGUCAUUGGGUGUCGGUUACGACUGUGCAAGCCGAUCAGAAAUUCAGCAAGUGCUCGAUGCCGGUGUUGACCCAUCUCGCAUCAUAUAUGCGCACCCGUGCAAGCAACCUUCAUUUGUCCGUUAUGCAGCUGACAACAAUGUUUCGCUCAUGACUUUUGACAGCACAGAAGAAUUACACAAAAUUAAAAGAAUUUAUCCCAACGCCCAACUUGUUUUGCGCAUGUUGACGGAUGAUUCGAAAUCCCAGAUCAGAGUUGGCCUAAAGUUUGGUGCGCCGUUGGAUACUAUCAAAACGCUUUUGAUCACUGCAAAGGAGCUCGAGCUUAACGUAAUUGGUGUAAGCUUUCAUGUUGGCAGUGGAUGCUCCGAUGUACGUGCAUUUGCAGAUGCAGUUGAUCUUGCAAGAAACGUGUUUGACCAGGCUGCAUCCAUUGGGUUUCAAAUGAAGCUUUUGGACUGUGGUGGUGGGAUGCCGGGACGUAAUAUUCAACAUGGAAUUACAUUCGAGGACGUGGCGGCGACGUUAGGAGAAGCUGUUGACCGGCUUUUUCCACCGAAUGUGCGCGUUAUUGCCGAGCCCGGAAGAUUUUACGUUUCAUCUGCAUUUACUGUAUGCUCACAUAUUAUUGGACGCCGUGUAUUACUGCCAGAUGAUUCAGAACGAAAACAAUACAUGUAUUAUCUAAACGAUGGUAUGCAUGGAUCGUUCAUGCUACGAUUACUUGAUCGUGAUGAUUUAAACUUACGCGUGAUCAUGAGAAACGGAACGCAUGUCUAUGAUAAUGAAAAUGAAAAAGACGAGAAUAGGUUUAUAUCAAGCGUCUGGGGACCAACAUGCGACCCCAAAGAUUGUUUGCUUAAAGAUGUCCGGUUGCCCUUGUUAGGAGUUGGCGACUGGAUUUGUCAAGAGAAUAUGGGGGCGUACGCUUGUGCCGCGACUGGAUUUAAUGGAUUCGAAAAGCCAAAGACUAUAUAUACAAAUUCCUUCAUUCGUAGCAGUCUAUAG
Molecule: messenger RNA, 1266 nt
Organism: Zychaea mexicana
Lineage: Eukaryota; Fungi; Mucoromycota; Mucoromycetes; Mucorales; Lichtheimiaceae
Product: ornithine decarboxylase
Exons: 6
Coding region: 1-1266 (421 amino acids)
Cellular component (GO): cytoplasm
Molecular function (GO): ornithine decarboxylase activity
Source: RefSeq, a predicted model, not a curated record